Molecule: messenger RNA, 1641 nt
Organism: Arabis nemorensis
Lineage: Eukaryota; Viridiplantae; Streptophyta; Magnoliopsida; Brassicales; Brassicaceae
Source: the annotation of a GenBank genome assembly
AUGGAGACGAGGAUGAGCAAGUACCGGGAAGUGAGUCCAGAGAGAGCAAAAGUGUGGACAGAGAAAUCACCAAAGUACCAUCAGAAGAUUAACAAAGUCCCAAUUGUUUAUUACCUCUCCAAGAAUCGUCAACUCGAGCACCCUCAUUUCAUGGAGGUUCUCAUUUCUUCCCCAAACGGUUUAUACCUUAGAGAUGUUAUAGAGAGGCUUAAUGUUCUCAGAGGUAGAGGCAUGGCUUCAAUGUAUUCUUGGUCCAGUAAGAGAAGCUAUAGGAAUGGUUUUGUUUGGCAUGACUUAUCAGAAGAUGACUUAAUUCUACCUGCUCAUGGGAAUGAGUAUGUUCUCAAAGGUUCUGAGUUAUUUGACGAAUCUAAUUCAGAUCACUUUAGUCCAACUGCGAAUUCAGCGUCACAAAACAUGAAGCAGAUAGUUGUGGAACCACCAUCAUCUAGAAGCAUGGAUGAUUCCUCUUCGUCGUCUAGUAUGAAUAAUGGCAAGGGAACUAAUAAGCAUUCGCAGGAAGAUGAUGAGCUUUCUACUCCAGCAGUCCGCUCUGUUUCUUCUUCUGGUCUAUCGCCUGAUUCUAGAGACCCCAAGAACUCAUCUUCUUGGUGUUUAGCUGAGUACAAGGUGUAUAAAAGCGAAGGCCUCGUAGAUGCCUCUACGCAAACCGAUGAAACUGUGAGCGGUUGUUCUAAAAAACCCAUAGAGACUUUCAGUAGAGGUGUCUCAACUGAUGAAGAUGGUUCAUCAGAACCUGAAUCCAGCGAAAAUAAUCUCGUGAGCGAGGCUUUGUGUGCAGCGAAGGACAGGGUUAGUGUGGAAAUAUCAAGAAACUCUGUCUCUCCGCCUUUUUCUAAUAGUGCCUCUUCGCUCGGUGCAAAGACUGAUACUUUGGAGUCCCUAAUACGAGCUGAUGUUAGUAAGAUGAAUAGUUUUCGGAUUCUUGAGCAAGAAGAUGUUCGAAUGCCUGCUAGUUCGAGGCUUAGGGCCUCGAAUAUGCUGAUGCAGUUGAUUUCAUGUGGAUCAAUAUCAGUCAAGGAUAACAAUUUUGGCCUUGUACCAACUUACAAACCGAAAUUUGGACAUUCGAAGUUCCCAUCCCCUUUCUUCUCCUCGUCGUUUAUGCUGGGAGAUCUUGACCGCUUGUCGGAAACUCCGAGUCUAAUGGGGCUGAGACUGGAAGAGAAAGAAUAUUUUAGCGGGAGUUUGGUCGAGACCAAGCUACAGAAAAAGGAUGCAGUGGAUGGUAAUACUUCUCUUAAGCGUUCUUCAUCCUACAAUGGUGACAGGGCAUCCAACCAAAUUGGUGUACUAGAGAACGGAGACUCAAAACCCAGUGGUUCAAAACACAUUCCACGCCCGACAAAGGCUUCUUCUAUAAUAAGCAAGCAACAACCACACAGCAAGUCCAUGAGAUCUCCUGUCUCGGACAAGGUAGGAGACUCCUCGAAAGAAAGUACCAAGAACAUUCCAUGUUCCAAUAAAACACAUGACGUUUGUAGUAAAAGAAUAACCGAAUCUUUGAGGAAGCCCGAUUCUUUCAGAGAAGCCGAGGAGAAGGUGAUCAAGAUCGAUGAAAGGCUUGCUUCAGGAGCGCGCGUUAUAAUCCAAUCAAAUGUGCCUGCAGGGUGUGCAUGA